Messenger RNA from Paramuricea clavata, 324 nucleotides. Lineage: Eukaryota; Metazoa; Cnidaria; Anthozoa; Malacalcyonacea; Plexauridae. The record is from the annotation of a GenBank genome assembly.
AUGUCGAUAUUCACUUUUGCUAUUGAGCUGUGGGGUUGUGCAUACGACGGUAAAUAUUUGAACCAAAUAGAUAAAUUUAUUAAACGUGCACAUAAGAAUGGUUAUAUAUCAAAACGAACACACAUUAAAGAAAUACGUGAUAAGAGAGAUAAGAAACUGUGGAACAAAAUAACAUCAACUGAGGACAAUGCAUUGCUUGAACUGCUGCCGGAAAAAAGAAGUAGGUUACUUAGGCCUAGAGGGCAUGAGUAUGAACUCCCCCUAGUGAGAACAGAAAGAUUCAAAAGGUCGUUCAUAAAUCGUUGUCUGUAUAACUUUGUUUAG